AUGUUUCCUUCUUCUUGGCGUUACUGGGUAGAUGGUCGUGCGCUCCUGGUGCUCUUACUCUUUCUAAUUCACUCCUGUAUAGUGUACAAAUCUGCAAUAGAUGGUUCCAGUAAAAAUGAGGAGAUCUUGCGUCGUGAUGCACAUAUUCAUGCUGACCUUAAGAGUUAUUUAAUACCAGUAGGUCCCAUGUAUACGUUUAGGGUUCAUUUUCUUAAUAAACAGCAACAGGACCAUCAGGGUAUUUCUAAAAUGGAGGAGGAAGAAACGGAGACACUUGUACGUUCUGUUGCACCAGUAGAUUGUUUAAUUGUAAAUUUUGCGGAGAAUGUUCUUUGGAAUCAAACCUAUAUGAUUGAACAGUUUUCUAAAACACAUCACUGGCCCUUGGUACUGGCUUUACGUCCAUCGAGUGAUACUCAUUUCAGAAUUUUUAAUCCUUUGCCAAAACGACCUUUGCUAUGGAGAAGAGAAGGGAAUAAUGAUGACCAUUUAAUUCCUGUUCCUCUUGUAAUUCGUUUACGUAACAUCUCUGAACUUGUUAAUUCUGAAAUGACCCCACAUAAACCCUUUAAAAGAUUACAAAACACUUCUAUAAUUGCAUGUUUUCUUUUAGAAACAGAUCCCGCGUUGAUUCAUAUUCCUGGUGCUGGAACUUUGGAAGAUGAGCUUUCCAUAUCAAACCCGGGGAAAUCACGUAUUCCUGUCAUUGCGAGACAUUUGAAUAACAUACAUGGUGCUAGUUGGGCCUUCUUUAUCUCUCCGUGUAGGAGUAACCGUGUGUACUCGUGGGAUAAACGUCAUUUUGAUUUUUUAAAUACUUCUACCCUGUGGUGGGUAUGUGUGUCGUCUGAUACCCUUAUAGAGGUAAAUGCAGUAGCACAGUUGCUCACAGUGGUUACGGAUUAG
Trypanosoma theileri is the source of this 906-nucleotide messenger RNA. RefSeq lists its product as uncharacterized. Bases 1 to 906 code for a protein of 301 amino acids. NCBI's taxonomy places the organism in Eukaryota, Euglenozoa, Kinetoplastea, Trypanosomatida, Trypanosomatidae. The transcript has a single exon. The record is from RefSeq and is a predicted model, not a curated record.